GUAGAACGUAGGACUUCAGCAACACAUUUGUGUUUCACUCUGUUCUCUGCCGCCUUUUUUAGUUGGCUCUACGACUCCCCGCAAUCUUUCAUUUCCUCCGCACAUGAUUUCCAUGUCACACUGAGAUACUCAAUUCAUCAUUGUCCAUCCGAUAGCAUAACGUGUGAUGUUAUUUGAAGAUCUCUUCAGUAUUGAUGUUUUUGUUGGAUUACUUAGAUUACAAAGAAGUGUCAGUCUAUGUUUGGUUAAAUUCUUGUGUUCAAAUAUUCUGGCUCACUCCAUUCAACCAUUUAUUGAAUGCCAGCGUCUGUUUACUGUCUGAGUUCUUUAUUGAAGUGGAUUACUAAUCAAAGUCUUGGAAAGAAAAUGGGUGGUAGUAUGACUAAAAUAUUGCCUGGCUUAUACAUUGGAGGCUUUGAUAAUGCUAAAAAUGAAGAGGAACUAAUAGCAAAUUGUAUAUCUCAUAUUCUUGUUGUACAAAAUUCUAUAAGUGAUAUUGAUAGGUCAGUCAGUCGUAAAUAUUUACAUCUUAUUGUGAAUGAAAAACUGGAGAAUAGUUUGCUGAAACAAAUUCAAUUGUCCAAUGAUUUUAUUCAUCGUGCACGACUAGAUAAUGGCAAUAUAUUAGUAUGCAGUGACUCUGGUAUGUCAGCGAAUGUAGCUGUUGUUGCCGCUUAUCUAAUGACUAUCUAUUCACUAGACUAUCAUUCAGCUGUCACUGUAUUAAGAGGUCUACGCUUUGGUGCACAUCCAGUUGAACCAUUACAACAACAAUUAUUAGAAUUUGAUAGUGAAAGAAGCGUUAAAAAUAAGAAAGAAGAGGAUGGUGAUGAUGUUAAAACACCGCAUCAUUUCAUACCAACAUUGGAGAUAACUUCAGCAUCAGAAAGACAACGACUCAUUUCCAUCUAUGGUGAUUGGCAGUGUAUUGAGGAAGAUUUAAACAUACUUCAUGAUGCCUUAAAUUCCCAUUUGGACUCAACUGAAGAUUCUGAAUUCCCAUUUAUUGUUAAUUAUCAAACGAAAACAGACAAUGGGAUGGAUAAAGAGGAAUUCCAUGAUGAGAAUUCAUUGAAGUACAAUGAUCAAACAAUCAGUGGUGACACAGACGGUGACAACGUUGAGAAUAAUGAUAAUAGUAAUAAAAACAGUAGUAAACGUAUUGCCUCUAUGCCUUCUGAUCAUCCCGCUCCUUCUUCACCUCAUUCUCCCACUGUUGUUGGGGUGGAAUGUGACAAGAAGAACACCGGUGCAUUUAUAUCUGAAAAUGUUAGAACAUGUGAUUCAUCAUCCCUUAACUAUGAAAAUGAAAAUAAUUUAAACGAUGCAGUACUUGCAGAUACACCAACAAAUAAAACCGAGAUAUUAGAUAUAAUCCAAGAAGAUCUGUUUAAAUCGCCUGAUGAAAUGAAUGAAACCGAUGUAUUCCUUGUAGAUCCUGGACAGAUUGCCUUCAUGGACAAUCAGUCAAAUAAAGAUUGGGAUGUAGCUUCACAGACUAGUUCAUUGGUUGGCAGUGAAAAUUCCAUUGAAAUAGGCCUUGAAGUUAAUGAUGACGGUGAUGAUGCAGAAGAUAAUAUACCUGGUGCUAUUGAAAUUCCAAUCAAUAGUAGUGGUAAUGCGGGUGGUGGUGGUGGUGGUAGUCACCGGGGCUCAUAUCACCUUCGAACAGCUAGAACUUAUAACCAUCGUCAUCAACACUACUAUGGAAAGUCGAAUGCUAGUCGAAGUAUGCAUAUCACUGCACAUAGUUUAUAUCCGACUGGACAUAAAUAUCAUAAUUCUACGCAUAAUAAUAAUAAUAAUCUCAAUAUGAUUACGCAACAACCACCAAUAUUUUCUAAUACUUCUAUGUGGAGUAAUUCUGUUGAUAGAAAUACUGCUGGAUCAAGACGUUUUUCGUUACAUGAUAAUAAUAAUAAUAAUGAUCUUUCAUCUACUAUUCCAACGUGUGAAUUGUUUUCAAGACUUAAUGUCUCUUAGCUGUGUUCCCAAUAAAUUAUUAAUAUUUAUUGCUUGUCUGUUCAUUUAUUUAAUUCAUCCAUUCAUUAUUCAGAAAUUUCACUCUUUUUUUACUGUCUUUGUUGCCGCUGUUGGAGUUGUCGUUAUUGUCUUCUUCUCCUUCUCAACAGUUCGAGUCCCACUCCGCUUACUAAUACUACUACUACUACUUCAACAACCUAGACCAACGAUUUUUCGUAGUAUCAUAUCAGUCCUCAUACGAUAAGUGUGACUCAGCCUGGAGAAUUAAAUAUCUGCUCUGGGUGACUGGGUUUUUCAAAUAAUGAAGUCAACAGAUAACCUUGAGAAUUUUCUCUACAAAACAAAUUAAGCGUACUCUAUAUUGAACAUUUAUUAAAGCACCUCUUUUAAAUAUAUAUAUAUAUAUUUAUAUUCUGCCAGUUUUUUCCACUUUUUUCAAGAUAAAAUUUAGAAUUUUCCAAUUCCACUCGCUCACCUACUGACUAACUGCUAAAAAUUUGUUAUACAAGAUAAAUUUAUACUUUUCAUUUUCUUUUUGUAAAUAAAAUUUUGAUGAAGAAAUUGAUUUUAUUAUUAUUAUUAUCAUUGUACCCGAAUUCCUCUCUACUGCUCUCGCCUCCAUAAUACUACGUGGUACCGUUGA
Trichobilharzia szidati is the source of this 2626-nucleotide messenger RNA. Lineage: Eukaryota; Metazoa; Platyhelminthes; Trematoda; Strigeidida; Schistosomatidae. The record is from the annotation of a GenBank genome assembly.